AGCGUGAUUUUUGCUCAAGCCGCUGUGCGCCAGUUGUGGUGCGCCCUCGGGUCAGGCCACCGCUCGCCUCGGGACUGAUCGUCGGGCGGAGAGAGAUAUGCGCAUUCAUCGAUCCCGGCCAGGCCCUACCGAGAACACUGCACGGGGUGGAGGGUGGCGGCGGCGAGCGCAUGUCCGCUCCUCAGGUGGCGCCGGAAGCGGAGUUGCCUUGCUUUAUCGUUCGCGGUUGCAUCGCCACGGUCUUCUGUGUUCUGACAGCACAUGUGUGGCUGUGUUGGGACGACUUGAUAGCGUCGGUGCGCGGAUUGAGAAGAGAGCUCCAGAGGCUGGGCGCACCGCCUGGUCUUUGUACUUCCUUCGACACCAGAUUGUGUACCGAGCUCCACAGGGUUCGGGCGGCCCGAGGCCGUUUUUUUCUCGACACGAUGCAGGUCCCAGUGACGACCUUAUCUUUGUUGGUUCUGAUUGGAAUGAGUCUGAGAGGUAAGCAUGACUUGGGGCUUGCUUUAUCAGCCGUGUUUGUGUUGUUGCGUUACAUGGCCCUGUUGUAUGUCAAUCACUGCAUCAAGUUCUCCCGCAUCCCCUCCGUGGACAUAUCAUUCGUUUUCAAGCUUACUAUGUCAUUGCUCGUAUUGCGGACGCACUUCACGGACACCGACGACUUCCUCAUGAACGGCGGCUUGCGUUGCGGGCUGCGAGUGUUCAACGCGAUCUUACUGCUUGACUUUAAGACAGCGUGGAGGUGGAACGUACUCUUCUCUGCUGUGGUGUGCAUCACAGCCUGGAAUCGAAGCGACCAUCUAUGCACCGACGGGCGGCAUGCCAUGGAUGCUUUCGCCAGCCAUUGUUUGUCCGAGGCCGGCACCUUCGCGACUGUCUGCGCAGUUCCAUUGUUGUUGGAGACGUGCGAGAAAGACCGCAUCAAAGCAUCUUUGGAGUCCAGCGAGUCUGGUAAGGCAUACCAGGCAGUUCAAAGCAUGCUCCGUGUAUUCUGUGACGCCCAGCUGCGCAUAUGCCCUCAGUCUAGCAUCAUCGCCCACUCCCCACACCUGUUGCAUUUGCUGGGCUUGGGGGACCAGGCAGGAGAACCGAGGAGAUCGCUCAGGGGCGACAGCUUCCUUCGAUACGUGGACGAGCUCGACCAGCAGCGCUUCCAGGACUUCGUCGCAGCAGCAGUGGUGCCGCAGCUGGGAGGCGAUUCGUCCAGUCGCUCAGCCGCGCCGCCAGGCGAAAGCCUCGGCACGGACGGCUCCGGCGUGGGCCUCGCCACCUCCAUCCAGGUGUCCUUGCGCACGGAGGGGGGCGGGCUCCCCGCCCCCGUGGAGCUUUCUUUGUUCCUCUAUGAUCCACGUCCCCGACGCCAACGACGCCCCCGAGUUCCUGAUGGGGAUCCGCGAGACCAGGGAUGCAGUGCCGCGGGAGGCAUGCACGGAGGCCCCCGGGGCCGUGGCCUUGCAGCUACAUGCGGGGGCCGCGCCCGCGAGCCACGCGCCCGACCCCGAGGAGAGCCCCGGCGCUUGCCGAGGGAGGAUAAGCGCGCUCUGUACCAGAGCCGCUGCGGGGCGAGCAGCGCCCGCCUGUCGGCGCGUCCCACGAGCAGCCGGACCAGGAGCAUCCCGCCGCCUCAGUCGGCGUGGGCGCCGUGGCAGCCGCCCGUCCUCCACGUUUGCGAGAAGAGGUCCGACGGCUCCCGCUCGUCGUCCUCGGGGCGCUCGGGCACGUCGUCGAGGAGCUCCGCCCCCGACGCCGGCCAGGUCUCGUCCGUGAGCCUGCGGCUGGACUCCGCGACGAGAGAGUUUCGCGUCCAGGAGAUGCUGCUGCGCUUCCAGGCUGGGCCCAGGGCUCCCUGCCUGAAGCAGUGGCUGCCAAGGGAUGCUCUGGCCCAGAUCGAGAAAAGGUGCCAGGCGCUCAUGCAUGCCAAGUGGUAUGAAGAUGUCGAGGAGGUGGACAGUGCCCUGGGGGCGCUGGAGUUCUGCAGGCACGGAUCCGCCUUCAUGCUGGCGGAGCGCGCGGAGCUGGUAGUCCCCGGCUCACUGGCGGACCCGGCCAACUCGUCCGACGACGACCCUGCCGACGACGUCCCUUCCAAUCUGAUGACGACGAUGACGCAGCCCUCCGCUCCGGAGGAGAAUGCCGACGACGACCUUGACCUGAUGGUAGCGAUGAACUUGCAUGAGGUAUCAACCAUCCCAUGCCCUGGCAGAUCCGACGUCCCAGGGUCCCGAGGAGGCUGCGACCGAUCAGCGAGUCGCUGCCGAGGCUGGACCCAAUCGCCGAGUCGCCGCCAGGCUCGGAGGGCUGAGCCGACGACGCGGCGGCACGCCCCGCUGCUCAGCUUUCUGACCCCUCGGCUGCCCAGCUCGGGCGCUCUCGCUCCUCCAGCUUCCUGAGAUGCCGAGACCGAAAAAAAACGCGUCGUCGGACAUUUGGGUUUUUGUUUUUUGGCUCGGCCUGCUAGCGCGCCGAGUGUGUGCGUCAGCUUCUUUUUUGUCCCUGCCUCUAUGUGGUUCUUCAGGUUCGUCCGGCAUGCCCCUCAGGGCACCUUCAGCUCUCUUUGGGGGGCAGUUUCCGGGUGUGCAUGUUCGCGGCCAGCUUUUGCUGGCAUUCGUUCGAGGUCACGUUUGGUUUCUUGUCGUACGCGGGCGCCGUGCUCCUCAUUCUGGCGGGGGAUGUUUCACACAUCCUCGGCGGCACGCUGCGAAAGGCAACCGCCACCGAGCACAAUUCAGUGGACAUGUUUCGGGGAAGUCUCGCGAAGGUGAGACAGUCGGCAGAAGAUGUACACGAUUGUUUGGACGAGCGCGCAUACAUCACUGUAUGUGUGGUUCCCACCUUUUUUCUCCAGGCAAGGAGAGAGCGCUCACAGCAUCGUAUGUGGUCGGAGGGUACGUCUGCGAAUUCGAGUAAAUAGCAUACUCGUAUUCUUUCGCCUUCGCAGCGGUUCUUCUGGCUAGUGCCAUUCUCGUUGAGGUUUGGUGCCUACCCAUGCGUGUCCCUCGGCAUCAUGUGCAGGUCCAGCGACGCCGUCCUGUUUGCUGCUCGCUCGUCUACAUUCCGGCGCUGGCUCGUGUACAGACAGCUUGCACUCAUUAUUGCACGGAUCGCGUAUUGAUUUCUUCUUUCUUCUCCCUGCAGAAGAAGAUGACAUUAGUAGAGAGUCUUGGAGGUCCGCGCGGAUCCUUUGAAACGGCGAUACGGACCCCCUGGCGGCACUUCCAGCGCCGCCCUCGCGCGGUCCGCGCGUCAGGGAGGGGGGUCCACCGCAUAUCCAAGAACUCCGGGCGGAUUUCCGAAAGUUUCUGUUCAUUCAGUUUGCUCUUCAUCUAUCCUCCCCUCUUUCCGCCUCGUCUCUCUCCCCCGUCUGGCUCUUUACACUCAUGCCGCCGCCUAUUUUUGUCAGGCCGUAGUUCAUCGAAUUGGCUUGCCCAUGGCAGGUGAGCGAGGGAGACGUUAAUAUUCUGCCAUAUCGUUUUCUGCUUCAAGCCACUGCGCUCGUUGAGCCAAUGCGAGGCGCCUGUCCGCACUCGCUGAGCGAGGUUGAGCCAGGAUCGAGAGGGUGGUCGAGGAGCGAUUUUGGAGCGGCACCCCGUCGCGGGCGCGGGCCUUGUCAGAGUGGUGGGAGCUUUGUCCUCCAGAGUAGCAAAUUCCCCUCUCUGAGGGGGGCCGUCUCCCUCCUUUUCAGUUUGACUUGCGAGCCUCUUCCCCUCGGGGCUGUCCUAACAUAGCCGCGCUUAUCUCCAAACAUCCUUGCUCCAGGCCCCCCCCCGCAGCUCCUUCCGAGUGCCUCCGUCUCUUCCCCAGUACGCUCCUUUGUAGUUUCAUUCCGUUCCGAUGCAUUCUGCCCCAAGACGGUGUCAAGACGCGCCGGGUGGCCUCCGACAGUCCAACAUCUGCAAAUCACCCAAGUUUGUUUGCUGGGUUUGUGAUGUGCGUUCUGGAGCC
Prorocentrum cordatum is the source of this 3942-nucleotide messenger RNA. NCBI's taxonomy places the organism in Eukaryota, Dinophyceae, Prorocentrales, Prorocentraceae. The record is from the annotation of a GenBank genome assembly.